AUGAAUUUCGAUGCUGAAGUUGUCAAAGAGAAUGGACAAAUAGUUGGCACAAAAACACCUACUAAGCAUUCAUGUUUAGCUACUGUAAGAUUUGAAAUACCUGAUAAUUCACCACUUGAAAAAAUUUUAUUGACAAGGCGAAAACUACCAAGUAUCAAUGCAACAACUAAUGGUUUACAUCGUUCAAAUACUACUGGUCAACAUUUAUUGAAUGGAUUUCCUGGUCAUCUAAAUAAAACUUAUUCAAAUCAACAUUUAGAACAACAACAUGAAAAACUACCAAUAACUGCAUUAAGUGAUACAGAAAAUCAACUAACUAAUCAUUUCAAUGAAGAUUAUAUACAAACUAAUUCACGUCAAUCAAAAUCAACUAAUUAUCUAAUGCCUAAUCAAUAUGGUUAUUCAAUGAAUAAUCAUUCAAACAUUUUAAUGGAACCGCCAUUAAGGCAUAAGCAGUAUAUAACUGACGAUUCAGACGCUCGUUCAUCAGAAACUUUAAAAGAUCGUCAUCAUUAUGCCUCAUCUCGACAUUAUGAUCAAUAUGAACAAGUACCAUGUGACAAUGAAUUCGAUUCUGGUUCAGAACCAUUAUAUUAUAAUAGUCGACCAUAUAUCACAUCACACAGAAGUAGACCAUAUUCUUAUCGUCAAUAUACUGGUGAUUAUGAAUGGGAUGAUGAACAAAUUUGUUAUGAUUCACGUCAUGUAAAUAAUAUUGAUGAUAAUGAACAAUGGUAUAGUCAAUAUUCAGAAAAUGAUAAUUCCAAAUCGGAACAGGAAUAUUUUGAUCAGAAUUAUCAACAGCAAUAUUCACAUAAUUCCGAUUCAGAUGGAUACCGUAUUGACUGGCUUGAUGAAACACCACCAUCAGAACGUAGUCAUCCGGAAGAAGAAUAUAUGUUCAGCAGUAAUUAUGAAAAUCUUCAUAAUCAACAACAAUACAUCACAAACAUACCCAGAUAUCGUUAUUCUGGUCGUUCAGAUGAUGAAGAAUAUUUAUACCCUCAACCGUCAAUGGAUGAACAGAGUCCAGUUUAUUCUGAUUUUGGACCGUUUUCAGAUGUUGAUGAAGCUGAUUGGAAUCCUGAUUAUGUUAACUAUCGUCAUGGAGGUGAUUAUCUACCAUGGGCAGAUGAAUAUCAAAUAAGAUCUGGUCAACGUCGUCGACGAUCGCGUUUCAGUCCUCAGAAUGUUCGAUAUUAUAGAAGAGGUUAUCCUCGUUUUCCGUAUCCUCAACCCACAUAUGGAAUUUCACCUUCUGACGUUUGUUGCGAUAAAUAUACGCCUGCAAAAUAUAAUAUGCCCUCAAAUUAUGGUUGUUGUUCAUGUGAAUCAGAUUAUGAAGUGGAUACAAAAAUUAUUUGUUUUGAUCAAACACAAAAUUAUACUCCAAUCGGUGUAAAUUAUCAAUUGGAAGCUUCAAGUCCUAGUGUUGGUAAAUUGUCAUUAGCUCUAAGUCGAUCAAGCUCUCCAGCACGAACGUAUAGUCCUAAUGUAUGUUUAAAAGUUAUUAGUCCAGAAUCAGUCAAAAAUGAUUUUCGUGCAUCUGCUGAAGCUGCAGUCGCGCAACACUUGCCUCCCGGUGAACAUCCUGCAGACUUACAUUUUGUGAAUGUAACUCCAAUCCCAGUCACGUCUUCAGUGAUAUCUUCUAAUAUUUCACACAAUCAGACAACUGUUUCGUCUAAACAAAGUAAUAUCAGUCCAGCCGAUGGUACACUGGAUCAUUUUAAAACAGAUAAUAUAAUGAAACUUCCACAAGAUACAUCAGUAUCAACAGUUUUCUCCACUGCUAUUGAUACCUCCCCAUUUAUUUCAAACAAUCGGUUAGCUAUGGCUCGUGAUAGUUUUCGUCAUUCUACUGACCAUAGCAAAUCGAUUUCUAGUACUGUUGAAAAAAUUACAUAUGAACCAAAUACUGAUUUUCUACAAGAAACGCAAGCCUCUACUGUAACGUAUAAUACUGAUCCCAGCAGGAGUUUAAUUACUCAGAAACAAGAAUCAGCGCCAAAAGUAGUUAGAACUACAACGACAAGUCAAACACCUACUCCUACUACUACCACCUAUUCAACUACUUCAAGUGCAAGUGUAAAUUUUCCAAAUUUAUGGGAUCAAAAAUCAGCUUUUAAACCUGUGAUACGUUCCUUAGAAGCUGCUAAAGAUCGAUUUUUCUCAAACAAUACAUUAUUUCCAACAUUUUCACAAUUAAAACAAACCACGACAAUGGAACAAACCAAUGAGAAAAGUAGAAGCAUAGUAAAUCAUAUUGAUAAGAAGCAUGAAACUACUGCUAGUUCAAUGAGAAUUAUGCCAAAUAAUCAUGAUAAUAAUAUUAAUAGCAGCAGCAACAGUGGUUAUAAAGAUACUUCAAAGUAUUUAAUGUCAAGUUCUGAAUUUUCCGCGUUAAUUCCACCACCACCACCACUAAUACCGAAAUCAUCAAAGUUUUCUACUUCCGAAUUAAAUUUAUCUAAUGUUACCAAUGUAAAUAAUAAUUAUAAUUUCUCUACUCCUCUCAAUGAAUUAAAUAAUAAAUUUUUACCAAUUAAAAAUUUCACUGAUAAAUUACCAUCAUCUACAAUUAUUAUGAAUGAUGGUUCACAAAUUACCACUACUAUUACAACAAUUGCUGCUACGACUAAUGCUUACAUUGGUACUGUCACUAGCACAACUACACCAACUGGAAUUUCUGGUGAUCAUGGUUUAUUUUACAAAACUAGUGUAACAAGUAGUAGUUAUUUACCAACUCAAAUUAAUGAAUUAAACAAAACAUCGGAAUCGUUAUAUUCUAUGAAUAAUGAUCGACAUGUGAAUGAUACUGCAGUUAAUGUACAGAAAUUAACCUAUGAUAGUGAUAUAUCAUAUCCUUCAUCGCCUAAAAUAAUAAAACGUUACUCAGACGAUGUUCCAUUUAAAUAUGUAAAUGAAUCUACAUUUAGCGCUGAAGAACAUUUGAAAGAAUUGAGAAUCAGAGCAGGAUUAGGACCUAUACCAGGAUAUGAAUCUGUUACAUUACGAAAUGCAUCUUCUAUGACACCGUUAAAAAUGGAUGAUGAUUUAACUUCUACAUCAACAUUACCAUCUUAUACUAUCUCCUCUGCAAUGCCUACUUAUUUUAAUGCUGGAACUAAUGCAUCAAAACCUAUUUAUUCUGUAAAUAUAAAUUCAUUCAUUCCAAAACUACAAAAUUCCAGUACAUCCACACCAUCUAUACCAUCUUUAUUAUCUAAUAUAAAAUCCGGUUUCAUUGGACCAAUAAGCAAAGUACAACCACAACCAUCAUCAUAUUCAUCAAGUCAAGCAUCAAGUACAAACAAGCCUUCAGCAUCUAGUUUAUUUUCUAACUUUUUAACAUCUGCUGCUUCCAAAGCUCAAACAGUUGCCACAGGUGCCUUGAAACAAGCGAAUGCUGCAGCUGAUGCUGCAAAAUUAGCUGCUAAUCAAGCUGCUGAACAAUUUGCAGCUCAAGCUAAUCAAGUUAAUCAAAAAACUACCAGUCAAGUACAACAACAACAACAACAACAACGAUCACAACCAAAAGUAUCCGAUCAAUUAUCUGAUGGUCAAAAUCAUGUCACCAGUAUGAACAAUGUCCAAGAACCUGUAAGAUUUUCUCAUGAUACUAUGUUGGUAGCUGAUUCAGACAGUGCUUUACUAAAACCAAAAGAGCGAAUAGAACAAAAUGAAAAUGAAAUUCAUGCGAAUUCUCGUGAGUAUCAGCAAGACAAUCUACCAGUACAACAACGACAACAACAACAACAACAACGUCAUUGGUUACAUGAACAAACUCAAGAUGUCACUACAGAUGAUGAUUAUGACGAUGCAGAGUAUGGUUAUGAACAAAGUCCUUAUGAAUCAUAUCAUCAAAGAAAAGAAUUUGAAUAUGAUGAUAAUUAUCGAUCGACUAUCAAUGAAUAUAAUAAUCAUGUGAAUAAGAAUGAGUUAUAUGAUGAUAAUUUGGAUCAACGUGUUUUAUUGCAACAACAAUCUAGUUUUGAUAAUAAUCACCAAUUUGAUGAAAAUCAUUACAAUUACAAUGAUGAUAUUAAUAAUUAUGGUGUGAAUGGUAUCAGCUCAUUGGAUUUACCAGAUCCAGAAACUUUACGUGCUUUGAAGAAACGAGAUAAAAUGAUGAUGGUUGCAGCUACUGGAGUUUAUUCACCUGUAUUCAAUGGAUCAAGUCAAUCAGGUUACUUUGAUGAUUUAAAUGAUGUAGAAUAUCAGGAUGAUGAUGAUGAUGAUGACAGUGAAGUAGAACAACAGUUGAAGAAAGAACACAGAAGAAUUAGUAAAAAGUCUGAAAAUAAUGAAUCCAUUGAACAAGAAUAUGACGAACAAAACGAAAGACAAAUUCGAAAGCUUAUAACUCAAUCUUCUCAAGAUGAAGUAAAUGCCAAAAAUAAUAUUCAUCGUACAUCUCGACGAAGUUCAGAUGGUAAAAUUCUUCAAUCAUUACAAUUAUCUUCAAAUGGUUAUAACAAUGAUUUUAAUGAAAUGCAACUUUUAUCAAAACGACGAAUGUCUUGUGAAGGGGUACGUAGAACAUCCAGUGAUUGGCAUCGAUUUACGCCAAAUUUACAAGCACUGGAUAUCCAAGAAACAGAUGAUAAUGAAGAGGAAUGGUCUAAUGAAAAACAGAUUGCAGAAAAUAAUUUCGACUAUUCUCAUCAUCACUCUAGAACUUCAGUUCACCAAGAUGAGACUAUGAAGAAAGAAGAAAUUGAACAUGAUAAGGUUAUGGAGCCUAUAGAAAAAACUUCACGUCAACGAUGGUAUGAUGCCUUUGACAAAGUGUGCAGUCGCUUACGUUCAGAAGGAAGUUUAUUUCCUGUUGUCUCACCGAAUUCAGAUGAUCUACAUUCUUCAUUCUAUACAAAUAUUGACAGUGCACCUGAUAUUCGUUUGAAAAAGAAACCGAAAUCAUUAGUUAGCGAUUUAGUCAUUCAGACUAUGGCUGUACAAAAACGAAAUAUGGGUACAGCAAGCGCGAAUCUGAUCACUCGUCAAUCAAUAAAUGAUGAAGAAAUGAAACAACAUGUAUACAAAAAAACUUUACAAGCUCUACUAUAUCCAAUAUCAAGUAAUACACCACAUAACUUUCAAGUAUGGACCGCUACCAGUCCAACUUAUUGUUAUGAAUGUGAAGGUCUUCUUUGGGGAUUAGCAAGACAAGGUCUACGAUGUACCGAGUGUGGUGUAAAAUGUCAUGAUAAAUGUCGAGAAUUAUUAAAUUCCGAUUGCUUACAACGUGCUGCGGAAAAAUCAGCGAAACAAGGAGCUGCGGAUAAAGCACAAACUAUUAUGCAAGCAAUUAAAGCAUUAAUGUCACAAAGAAUAAGCGAAAUGCCUGAUCUAUUCAAUUUACUUGGUUUAGUAUUUAAAGUAGACAGUAAAACACAUGAACGUAAUUUAUUGCAAGCUGAACAAAGUAUCCUAGAUGGAACUAGUAAAUGGUCAGCGAAAAUUGCAAUAACUAUUAAAUGUGCUCAAGGUCUAAUUGGAAAAGAUAAAACUGGUACAAGUGAUCCUUACGUGACAGUACAAGUUGGUAAAGUGAAAAAACGCACAAAAACCGUUCCACAAGAACUUAAUCCAGUUUGGAAUGAAAAAUUCUACUUCGAAUGUCAUAAUGCUUCGGAUCGAAUUAAAAUUCGAGUAUGGGAUGAAGAUAAUGAUCUACGGGCUAAACUUCGUUCAAAGCUCACUUCAGAAUCUGAUGAUUUUCUAGGUCAAGCUAUUAUUGAAUUACGUACAUUAUCCGGUGAAAUGGAUGUAUGGUAUAAUCUUGAAAAACGUACUGAUAAAAGUGCUGUUUCCGGUGCAAUUCGUUUAUUCAUUUCAGUAGAAAUUAAAGGUGAAGAAAAAGUUGCACCAUAUCAUGUUCAAUAUACAUGUUUACAUGAGAAUAUAUUUCAUUAUUUAUGUGAAACAAAUAAAAUUGAAGGUAAACCAGAAGUUGAACUGCCUGAUGCCUCUGGGGACGAUGCUUGGAAGGUAUAUUUCGAUCCGCCUGCACAAGAUAUUGUCAAUGAGUUUGCUAUACGUUAUGGGAUUGAAUCGAUUUAUCAAGCAAUGACGCAUUUUUCUUGCUUAACAACCAAAUAUAUGUGUACUGGCGUACCGGCUACUAUGUCUAACCUUCUAGCUAAUAUUAAUGCCUUUUAUGCGCAUACAUCAGCUUCUAGUAAUCAGUCAGCUUCGGAACGUUUCAGUGCAAGUAACUUUGGUAAAGAGAAAUUCGUCAAACUAUUGGAUCAAUUACACAACUCUUUACGCAUCAGUUUAUCUAUGUAUCGUAAUUCAUUUCCUGCUUCACAACCGGAUAAAUUGCAAGAUUUGAAAUCGACUGUAGAUCUUUUAACCAGUAUUACAUUCUUUCGAAUGAAAGUUCAAGAACUGACUAGUCCACCUAGAGCUAGUCAAGUAGUGAAAGAAUGUGCACGUGCAUGUAUGCAAUCCACCUAUCAAUUUAUCUAUGAAAAUGUCAAUGAAGUAUACUCUAAACAAUUUCAAGAGACUGUUACACAAGAGGAAGGUUCACCUUCAUUGAAAUCGUUGGUAUUUUGGCAUCGUCUAAUUACGUUACUAGUUUCUGUAAUCGAUGAAGACAAGACCACAUAUGCUGCUGUCAUUAAUCAAUUUCCACAAGAAGUUAAUAUGGGUCAUAUUAGUGCACUAUGCAUGUGGGAACGUUUAUCUGAUGAUAUUCAAAUCGCCUUAGAAGUUCAUGCACAUACGGAUACACGAUAUUGUAAAUCAUCAGAUUAUAUGAAUUUAUUUUUUAAAUUAAAAUGGUUCUAUAAUAAACAUGUAGCUUUGAUUCCUUCACAAAAAGAUGUUAUACCUGAAUAUCCACGUUGGUUUGAAGUGUUUGUUAUGCAAUGGUUAAAUGAAAAUGAUGAAGUAUCAAUGGAUUUCUUGCGUAAUGCCUAUGAACGUGAUAAAAAAGAUGGAUUUCAACGAUCUAGUGAACAUGCGCUAUUUUCUAAUUCAGUUGUGGAUGUUUUCACACAACUUAAUCAGUGUUUUGAUGUGAUUAAAAAACUUGAAUGUCGUGAACCAAGUGUACAAGAACGUUUCUUAAAUCGUUUUGCUCGUACUGUUAGUAAAGUACUACUGACUUAUGCUGAAAUAGUCAAAGCUGAUUUCAAAUAUUGGAUACAUCAACAAGAGACUGCAUGUAUCAUCAUGAAUAAUAUACAACAAUUACGUGUACAAUUAGAAAAAGUAUUUGAAGCAAUGGGUGGUAGUGCAUUAUGCGAGGAUACAUUGAAUACAAUGAAUGAUUUACAACAAAUGCUUCAAGCAGUCAUUGAUGAUUUAGCUUCACAAUAUGCUGAAGCAUUACAAGUGCAAAUUAUACAAAAGAUUAAAGAAUUAAGCAAAUUAUUGCAUCAAUGUCCACCUCAUUCCAAAACAAGUGUAGAAACUGAAGCUGAACACAUAUUACAUCCACUUAUGGAUCAUUAUGAAUCAACAUUAUCAGCUUUAGCAGAUUUAUGUGAAAAAACAGUGUUGAAACGAUUGUUAAAGGAACUCUGGAAAGUUACAAUGCAUAAUUUAGAGAAACAGGUUGUACUGCCUACUGUUGCUGAUCCAAGAGCUAUGUUUUUGAAUUUGUCCAUUCCAUCAACGGCACAAGCUAAAUUAACCAGUGUAUCACAAAGUUUACUAACAAAUGUAAGCAGUCAGUUACCAGCUAGUCGAUUAUUACAAGAUAUGUCAAAAGAUGCUGGAAUUUCAGAGCGUAAUUUAACACCGCGUCAUUGUCAAAUUCUAGAUAUAGCAUUAGAUGCAAUUAAAAACUAUUUUCAUGCUGGUGGUAGUGGAUUGAAAAAAGUUUAUUUAGACAAAUCACCAGAAUUACAAUCACUCCGUUAUGCAUUAUCAUUAUAUACUCAAACAACGGAUGCAUUAAUUAAAAAUUUUGUAGCUACUCAAACAUCACAAGAUAAACCUGCAAUUGAAGAUAGUGUUGGAGAGAUUUCAAUUCAUGUAGAUCUCUUUCGUCAUGCUUCACAUGGUGAGCAUAAAGUUACUAUAACUGUGAUUGCAGCAAAUAAUUUGAAAUGGACAACAUCUGGAACAUUUAAACCUUUUAUUGAAAUAGUAUUGUUUGGUCCAUUAUUAAGUGAUAAAAAGCAUAAAUUUGCAACAAAAUCAAAAAAUAAUGUUUGGUCUCCCGUAUACAAUGAAACAUUUACAUUUUUUCUCAGUGCUGGUUCUGACCCGGAAUCUUAUGAAUUGCAUAUAUGCGCAAAAGAUUAUUGUUUCGGUCGUACAGAUCGAUUGAUUGGUUUGACUGUACUACAACUACGUGAUUUAGCAACAACAAGUGAUUUAAAUGUUUCACCUACGCUUAAUCCAAGAGGUGGUGGAACUGCUGGUGGUCAAAGUGGUGCUUGUGCAUGUAUUUGUAGCCUGGGAAAAAGAUUACAUCUUGAUGAUACCGGAUGGACAAUACUUCGUAUAUUAUCACAACGUCCUCAAGAUGAGAUAGCUCGUGAAUUUGUCCGUCUCAAAUCAGAAGUUCGUAGUCCUUGUGAUUCAAUAGGAAAUACUGCUAAUUCUGUUACUAGUAGUUCAUUGAAUGGAUCUGUUCCACGUAGCCGAUAA
Schistosoma turkestanicum is the source of this 8616-nucleotide messenger RNA. NCBI's taxonomy places the organism in Eukaryota, Metazoa, Platyhelminthes, Trematoda, Strigeidida, Schistosomatidae. The record is from the annotation of a GenBank genome assembly.